This is a messenger RNA of Phialemonium atrogriseum, 2898 nucleotides long. RefSeq lists its product as uncharacterized. The coding region runs from base 1 to 2898 and encodes 965 amino acids. Lineage: Eukaryota; Fungi; Ascomycota; Sordariomycetes; Cephalothecales; Cephalothecaceae. The record is from RefSeq and is a predicted model, not a curated record. The transcript has 6 exons. Gene Ontology annotation, molecular function: ATP hydrolysis activity; ATP binding.
AUGGCGGACUUAGCUGAGCACAUCAGCAAGCAUACCUUGAUUGUCGAUUAUGUGGAACUGGACUGGGAGCACUUUAAACACCGAUACGGCGAGAACGAGGGUCUCCACAUCAUCGAAGCUCUAACAAAGGGAAGCGAUCAACGGCGGCCCAUACGUCGGUCCAAACUCACCUCGACUGCAGCCACAUGGAUCCAGCGCAUUCGAAUACAGUCUGCUCCUAUCCUUUCUCACCUCUGUCAUGCAGCUGGGGAGGAUGACAAAUGGACAUUUGAUCAGCCUUACACCUUCAUCAGACCUUUCAAUGCCCUGGCAUACCUUCAACCAAGGAUGAAAAUUGCGCUAGAAAGGCUGGAAAAGAAGUGGAACGGCAUUGAGAUAUCAGAUAUCCAGGACGCCCAAGGGCAGCAGGAUGACACUCAGUUACAUGGUGGUGCCGAGGCGAGCCUGAAGAGCCAAAGCGACUCCAGGGACGAGGAUACGCCGAGCGAAGACCCGAAUGACGAAGACGAGCCCUUCCCAUAUCUGGGCAUGGACGACUUGACCGCGUUGAGGCACAUGCGAUGCUACGUCAAAUUCAUCGACGACCAUGUCAUGCCGUUGUGCGGUUGGUUCAAAGGCACUUCUCGCAGAAAAGUUCAAUUCAACGACCUGCCGCUUCUGUUCAGACCGGGCGAGAUUGUUUAUUGGCCGCCCGCGGGAUCCGUCAUGAGUGUGCCUUAUCCAUUGUACCAGCCGGUGUGGAGGGUGUUCCACGCUGCGAGAACACGUUUCGGGGGCCACAAUAUCGACAAUAUUGAUCUUACAUCGGACGACGAGUUUCGUGUUUAUUGCUACUAUAUCGAUCACGACGGUGGUUCGUACGGAGUUAUGAAGGGCCAGUUUACAAUCCCUUGCUUUAAGGGCGAGAAGGACAUUACAGAUCUCCAGGCCUACCCGAUCCGUUACGCCGACGGCGCGGCGAAACUCGGGAAUGAACUCAAGCUCCAAGGACAGAGGUUCCAGUCCUUCAUGAAGGUGUCUCACGCGUAUUAUGAAGGGUGGGCAGUCCCCGGUGAGCUGCAGGAGAAGAACCUUGAUGAGACGGUUGAGACCCGGAAAUACCACCGCGUCAUACAGCAUGACCUAGACGCAAAGCCUAGUUCUCCGGAACACGUCGAGAGCGCUGUGAUCAUUGACGUGGAGGAGGCAUUCAAGCAUCACCCACGGUGGAAGCCAAGGUUCAUGGUCCCUCGCGAGUUUGAUGUACGCUGGGAAUGGACAGACGACGAUUACAAAAUCGUCCAUUGGUCCGACAAAAAUAGGAAAGAGGUUUUCCUCGAGUUCAAGGAGCAUGUUUUGGUUAUCGACAGCUCUUUUGCACAAUGGGCCAACGACUACAUGACAAACGAUGAGCCCAUCACCGCAUCACUUGAGGGCAGGCUCAAGGAAGUGGGCGAUGAGGACGUCAUGCUGCUUCCUCGCCGUCUGGUCGCGUACGCACUUCGAGACCGGAAGUUUGUCGUCAUCGAUGUCAACUCUCUCCGAAGCCUCGAGAGGCAGCCGGACAUCUUCAAGGACCUGAAGAUUAAGCCCAGCAACAAGCGCAUGUUGCAGGCUCUGGUGAAGGCCCACUUCGACAAGCGCAAAAUGCAGAAGGAAAGCCCUCUCCCGUUGCCUAGCCAGGACAUAACGGCCACUGCUGAAGCUAUCGCCCAGUCGAACAACAAACCGCUGUUCUCCAUCACAUGUGGAAAUCUUGGCAUUACUCCCGAAAAGGUUGAAGCCGAGCUUAAGGAGGUAUUCCGACUAACACAUCUUUGGGAUUGUGUGUUGUUGCUUGACGAAGCCGACGUUUUCCUGGCCCGACGAGAUAUAACCAGUUUAAAGCGCAAUGCCCUUGUCUCUAUGUUUCUGCGAGUCACAGAAUACUACAGCGGCAUACUCUUUCUCACAACCAACAGAGUCGGAGCCAUUGACGAAGCCUUCAAGUCCCGCAUCCAUCUGAGCUUAUACUACCCGAGGUUGCGCAAGAGUCAGAUAUUGGGCAUUUUCAAAGUCAACCUGAGGAGACUCAGAGACAUCGAGAAAGAAAGAGCAGAGAGACUCGGAAAUAUCCGGGACGACGAAAUCCUAAAGUUUGCGGAGAUGCACUGGGAGACAACAGAACGAGGCUCUAGGUGGAACGGGAGACAAAUCCGAAACGCGUUCCAGGUUGCAUCAUCCCUAGCACGGUACGACACGCCCAUGGCCUCGAUGAAGGACGGGGGCGACAACAAAUCCAAAGAUUCGCCCCCGGUGAUGGACCACAGACAGUUCGAGCUUGUUGCGGAUUCAAUUGAGCGCUUCGACAAGUAUUACGAGCGUGCACGAGGGGAGUCAGACGAAGUUGCCGCUCAGCUGGACGGACUCCGUGAUGAUGCAGUCCGCGACGAGGACCUGGCGCCAUCGCGAUCUCGGUAUCACUGGCCCGAGAAGGGCUCCUCCAGCCGCAAGAAGGCAAACUCUAGAAAGACCUCAGCGAGAGAUGGCACUCGGACAUCGAAGAGCAGGGCAGCGGGCAAGGGACGCGGCUCCGAAGACCAAGAGAAGGAAACUGGUAGCAGCCGGGUCAAACCGAAGGGGAAGAAGUCUGCCAAGGAACGCUCGUCGAGAAAGGAAACAUCGUCGUCGCACCGGAAGGCGUCCGGAGCCCCGCAAACGAAGGAUCGGAAGGGUUCCCCAAAGCGUGGGUCUCGACGCGGGCACAAGCAGCGGGAUGAAUCGGACGACGACGACGACGACGACGACGACGAUGACGAUGACUACGAGGUGGACCACUCCGAGUCGGAUGAAGAUGAGGAGACGGAGAGCGAGUCUGACGACGGGGCCAUAAGCGAGAAUUCUUCCGACACGGACGAGGAUGAAGAUGAGGAUGAUUGA